CUCUCGUUGGAGGACUCCCUAUGUACCAAGCUUUUUCUUUAAUUGUAGUUUUUGUCGCGAGCAGGUCUAAUGAGUGAUUUUGAAUUGUAAACGUCGGAUCACUAUUCAUGCUGCAUUCAACACCACCCCUUCCCCCCAGCUUCGGUAAAAGACAUUUGGGAUGAGAUCGACUUUCCCGUACCGCUAUGGGCUCACCGGUGACGGCGAUGUUCACAUCGGCAAAGCUCGUUAUCCGAGCGAACUUUCCCGCCCCUGUCAAGCCAGCUCGACGCAGCGGUGUUGGCUGUGCGAAGACGUUGCUACUUGGAACGACGUUAUCAGUCGCUUCGGUUAUGAGUUGUGGGAAAAGCAGACCGGUAUGCUCUGCCUCCGAACAAUACCGCAUGCCAGGGGCUUCGUGUAUGAGCAAGUCACGCAAGUUUCGUCCACCCUAUCCGCUCUCCUCGAACGGCACUUGUGCAUUGAUGAGGUAAACUUUACUUACAAUGCCUUAUUAUGGGUCUCUGACCUCCAGAGGCACCAUGUGAAGCUCAUACGUCCUGGCAAUUCUGUUCGCCACGUGAAGGUUUCGUGCAGUUGCACUCAUUCGUGCGAUCCAUUCCAAGUCGCCGACUUUAGUUCUUUGGCGACUUUGGAAACUCUCGUUUUCGAGGGCUUCCACAUCUCUGCCGAUGCGGUCUCUAAGAUAGCUUCGACAUUAUCUUGCAAUGCAGCUACACUGAGGAAAGUGGUGAUUGAAUACGCACGCAUGUCGCAAGAAGGUAGCGAUCUAUUGUGGCGUAGCCUGCAAGGAUGCGUUCGCCUAAUGUCAGCUUCGCUGUCGUACACAUGCUUUCCCGGAAGCGUGGAUCAAUUGGUCCGUCUUUUGCAGUCGUCCCAUACAUUAGAACAAAUGAAGGUUCCAACAAUGACACACGCAAAGCAUGUGAAUCAGGUAGCUAAGGCGCUAAGGAAUAGCACAUCUCUGCAAGAUAUUUACAUCUGUGAUGCAUCAACUUUGUCAAUGGCACCAGUAUUCACAGCUCUUCAAUUUCACUCGAGAAUAAAAUGCUUGCAUUUAGUCAAGUAUGCCAUCUUUAGAAGCCAGGGAACAUCUGUAGCAUCGAUGCUCCGUUCAAACAAAGUACUUCGGAUAUUAAUUAUAGAACAUGGUUCCCUAUCCACGUGUGGUGCUGAGGAGCUUGCAAAGGGUAUAAGGGAGAACUCGACACUACAGUGCUUAGAGUUCCUGUCAUCAAGCGUUGGCGCAGCUGCCAUUUGCUGUCUCUGCAAAGCACUUGAUCAAAACAAGACCCUGAAGAGGCUGAAGUUCAACAAAUAUUAUGCGCUGAACAGCGAAAGGGCGAGCUUGGCAGCUGUGCUGGGGAGCAGCAGCUCCUAUGAUCGUGUGCUGGUCCCACUUGUUGACGCCGACGUCAAGAGCAUUUUAUCACAUCAUACCAAGGUUCAGCUCUUUCCCACGGAACUCAGCCUAGACAACAUCUGUGACAUUUCUUCUGUGCUUUUCCAGGAACUCUGUGAAGCCCUAGCUUUAAGCACUACGGUGCAGACUCUGAAGGUGUGCUAUGAGGGCCACGAACCAGUCAAGGGAGACUUAUUUUCAUCAAUGCUGAAAGACAACAAGUCUAUCACAUCUUUGGAGAUUUCCCUGCACUCAGACCCUGCUAGUUACUGUCUAGCGGUAAAGGUUGCUGCAGCACUUAUCCACAACACAACUCUGCAGGAACUCAGUGUUUGCUUUGCCUCUUUAAAGUUGGACCGUUACACAGCCUUAUCAUUCUGCCACAUGCUUUCUAAGAAUGAAGCUUUGUGCAAGGUCUUUAUAAAGAUAUCUCAUGAGCUGUGUGAUAAGAGCCUAGAACUGCUUUCAACUGGAGUCCAGAACAGUGAGGUACUGUUGGAAUUUGGCACAGGAAAGGUAAAGAUUCCACUUAAUUGCACCACCUACCCUAUGUUCAAGACCCUGCAGCAGAACAACAGCCGAUUGAAUAAAGCAGUUAUGUUUGUUCAGCAUAAGAGGGACAGGCAGUGUGCUGUGGCUUUUGAGUACCUUUGCAGAAAGCCUCACUUUGUCUCCUAUGUGGCAAGGGUGGCAGGACAAAGCAUUUCAGAGGCCUAUCAGAACAUUAAGUCCUCUCAGCGCUAUCUUUUUGACAACUUCUUUGUCAUUGCAGGAAUUGUGCGACAUUCUGUUCAGUGUUAUCCUGGCCAGGGAACCCAGAUUGAUGCUUUGAAUGCAGAUAGUUGGCGUGCCAUUGCUCAGUAUGUCAAAAUGUCAGAUAUUAGUGCCUGAGGACAUGUGACAUAGAAUUGUAUAUAUCUCUUAUGGCUAUGUUUUCAUAAUUUGUCUGCUUUUUGUAUGCAUUAACUUUGCCUCUGUGUGUUAUGUCAUUUGCAUGUGUGCUUGAGUCACUCUCAUUAACUGCUAUUGUAUAUAUUACAUUUACUGGUCUUCACAGUAUAAUAACAAAUGCAGUGGCUUGUUUUAAACCUGGGGACAAGUGGUUGCGUGACCAGCCACUGCUGAUAUUGCAAACCGCUGUUAAUGAUUUGUCUGUUCAAAAAGUCAUUUUUGCAGUAUUGUAAAUUAGCAUGUACAAUCAGCAGUGAUAGACCAGUUUCAAGGAAUGUCAAUUACAUGUACUUAUAAGUGGUAAUAAGCUCAGGCUACUACUGAUAAGGUCCAUUACACACUUGGUGGUAAAGUUGCUUUGAAUGAGAAGGCAUGGUAAUCAUUAGGCAUGAGCUGGAAUGCUACCACGUGUACUUAUAUGGGUACUAUGACACCAAAAGAAAGGAAGAUGAGGAAACACACAAUGGCAGACAAGACACCUGAUCCCUAACGUCUUCGUUACAAUUGUUUUUCCAUGCCAUAAUACUUAUACCAGUAUGUCUGACCAACUACCACAAUCUAAUACUCUGCCACAUGUGUGUGAAGUAGUCUAAUUCAAUUUGAAGAUUCCAAAGGCUAGGUGCCUUUGUUGAUGCAUUGGUGUGUGCAGUGAUGGGAAAGCUGCUACAAUUGCUCCAAGCUGCUACAUUUAAUUAAAGCUGCUACAUCUAUGCUACAAAUGAGCACCAUUGCUCCAACCUGCUACAUUUCGUGAAAGCUGCUACAUCCAUGCUACAAAUGAGCAGAACUGCUCCAAAGCUGCUACGCAUAGCCUCCGAGAUUACCUGGCAAUGCGCCGCUUUAUCUCGGAGGCCACCGUCAAGGGGAUUUGUUGGCUCUGUUUGUGAAAAAUGCUGGUGAACUUCUUACAAGGUUCCUAAAACUGUUUCAGGGAACCGAACCCCUGCUUCACAUUCUUUAUUAUGAAAUGGUGAUGCUGCUAAAAAAA
Messenger RNA from Rhipicephalus sanguineus (brown dog tick), 3341 nucleotides. RefSeq lists its product as uncharacterized. The transcript has 2 exons. Lineage: Eukaryota; Metazoa; Arthropoda; Arachnida; Ixodida; Ixodidae. Bases 161 to 2293 code for a protein of 710 amino acids. The record is from RefSeq and is a predicted model, not a curated record.